Molecule: messenger RNA, 387 nt
Organism: Ostertagia ostertagi
Lineage: Eukaryota; Metazoa; Nematoda; Chromadorea; Rhabditida; Trichostrongylidae
Source: the annotation of a GenBank genome assembly
AUGUUUCCUUAUUGCAGGGUUUGGAUGCAUGUACAGCAGUGGAAUGCAAUAAUCGAGGCACGUGUCUUGGCACGAAAAAGGCCUACAUUUGUGCAUGUGUGUUGGGAUAUUCUGGACGGAAUUGCGAAGAUACAAUGUGUGAAUCGGUACGAGACUGCAACGGAAGAGGGAUAUGCUUCGGCACGACCAACUCGCUCACCUGCCUCUGCAAUCUCGGCUAUACUGGCAAGCGAUGCGAAAGGACUGUUUGAGCGUUCGACUCAGUUCGACGACAAAACAAAAGCAAACGAAGAGCAUCGAAGCGGAAAUGCGAUGGCCCACCACGGCGCGCUGACCAAGCGAACGAAGAUGGCCGUUGCGCUUCGUGUAGAAGCGAGUGGAUCUUUC